CUUGCUUCCAGCUGCACCAGAGAAGCAAACAUGGUGCAAAUGUAGAAAGACCGCAUUGGUCUAUUCUCACAUUUUCUUUUGUGUGAAGCAGUCGUUUUUCUUUGUAGGCAUUGGGACUUGAAUUGGAUUUGUUUACAGCUCAUACAUGGACUGGUGACACUUUCUUUUCACACCAGGGAGCAGUCACAUAAAUCACGUAAUCUACAGUGAGAGAAAAAUGGAGCACCUAGUCCAACAUGGAAACUCCUCAGCGUUUCACAACUCAGUCAACACAGAGCUCCUCUCUCAGACUGGCUACACAACACUGGCCGUCAUCAUGGGUGUGUUCUCCGGGGCCGGGAUCAUCCUCAACGUUCUGGUGAUCGUGGUGACACUGAGGCACAGACAGCUGAGACAGCCGCUGAGCUAUGCUCUGGUUAACCUGGCCAUAUGCGACCUGGGCUCUGCUCUGUUUGGAGGCAUCCCCACCACAAUAACCAGUGCCAUGGGCUACUUCAGCCUGGGACGUGUGGGCUGCACCUUAGAGGGCUUUGCUGUGGCCUUUUUUGGUAUAGCAAGCCUGUGUACAAUUGGAGUCAUUUCUGUUGAACGCUACCUAGUGGUAUGUUACCCCAUGGGUGCUGUCCUGUUCCAGACCAGACACGCUGUUGCAGGAGUGGUUCUGUCCUGGGUGUGGUCGUUUGUGUGGAACACCCCGCCAUUGUUCGGCUGGGGAAGUUAUGAGCUGGAGGGGGUGCAGACCUCCUGCGCCCCCAACUGGUACAGCCGGGAUGUGGGGAACAUGUCUUACAUCGUCUUGUACUUCUUCCUCUGCUUUGUGAUUCCAUUCUCCAUCAUCAUGGUGUCCUACUCCCGACUCCUGUGGACGCUCCGUCAGGUGACUAAGCUGCAGGUUUCUGAGGCAGGCAGCACACAUCGAGUGGAGACGCAGGUUGCACGUAUGGUGGUGGUGAUGGUGUUGGCCUUCCUGUUUACCUGGCUGCCAUACGCUGCCAUGGCCCUCGCUGUCAUCCUGGACUCCAGUCUGUACAUCGACCCUGUUAUAGCUACCAUACCUGUUUACUUGGCUAAAAGCAGCACUUUCUACAACCCCAUCAUAUACAUCUUCAUGAACAGACAGUUUCGAGGAUACGCUGUCCACACUGUCCUGUGUGGAUGGAACCCAUGGGCCUCAGAUCCACAAAUUUCUGAGGGUGAAACCACGGUCGCUUCAAUCAACAAGAGCCAAAGAGUCUCACCUAAGGAAUCUUUGAAAGAAUAAAAAAAGACUUGCAUGAGGGAUCCAUAAACACAACUUUGUAGACACACUCAGGAGAAUAGACUUCCACGGACUAGGUACGAGGCUGCAGAAUUCCUCUAUUAUACAAUAGCAUUUUUAGUGUGAUUAUUGGUUAUUGUCUUUUUGUCUUAUUGUGAGGAUUGUUAAGGUUGUGUCAAAGUUAGAGGGAGUAAAGAUUCAAAGACAAGACAAGACAAUCUGCUUUUCCUCAUCUUUUAGCCAGGGGCUGUAUCACUUGAGUAAAGAUUCUUACUAAUAACAUUGUGAUCUCGUAGUAAAUAGCAAAAUGAGUGAUGUAAAAAAACAAAACAAUGGGAAUGUCUAUAUGUAAAUGAUGACGUGUUAUAGCUAUCUUGAUAGGAACGACUUCAAAGGACAUAUGACAAGAAAAAAAAAUGAAUUACAUGAUUUUUUUUAUUGUUUUUUUUUCAUCAGGUGUACACAUCAUCUUUGCUUCUGAAGGUCUGUUCUCAAACAUGGUUCACAACCCCCCGCACACAAACAGACCUUUGUCACCCAUAUAUGACCGUUGUAUGGCUUUCAUUGAUACAAAUCAAAUUCAUCAGUGUGUUAUACUCCUUUUCAACACAAUACUUCACUCCAGCCUUUUGGAUCCAGCAUGUUAAACAGCAAGAAAAAAAAAAAAAAGAAGAAGAAAAAAAAAA
Molecule: messenger RNA, 1944 nt
Organism: Labrus bergylta (ballan wrasse)
Lineage: Eukaryota; Metazoa; Chordata; Actinopteri; Labriformes; Labridae
Gene: parapinopsina
Product: parapinopsin a
Biological process (GO): phototransduction; visual perception; cellular response to light stimulus
Cellular component (GO): plasma membrane; photoreceptor outer segment
Molecular function (GO): G protein-coupled photoreceptor activity
Source: RefSeq, a predicted model, not a curated record